This is a messenger RNA of Hylaeus volcanicus, 1897 nucleotides long. RefSeq names its product serine/threonine-protein kinase pelle (gene pll). The record is from RefSeq and is a predicted model, not a curated record. The transcript has 4 exons. Gene Ontology annotation, molecular function: ATP binding; protein kinase activity; protein binding. Bases 158 to 1702 code for a protein of 514 amino acids. Gene Ontology annotation, cellular component: plasma membrane. Lineage: Eukaryota; Metazoa; Arthropoda; Insecta; Hymenoptera; Colletidae. Gene Ontology annotation, biological process: protein phosphorylation; signal transduction.
UACUGAAUGCGUCUGAAUGCGCUCCAUGCACUCAAUGCAAUGCAUGAAACGGAACGCACCUUAUAGUUAUCUACUUUGUGUCAAUGAUAAUAUUUACGUUGCGUGUAGUAUGAAUCAUGCAUAAUAAUUUUCCUUAAAACAAUUAUAAUUACAAUUUAUGAAGAGAAAUCAGUUGUACAAUAUGUCUUUAUCAAGUUGUACAGAUAAAAUCAAAUAUAUUUAUCAAUUGCCAGUUUUCGAGCGAAAGGAACUUUGCAACAUACUUAACCAAAAUGAUAAAUGGGAAGAGCUUGCUGGAAUAUGGAUGGAAUAUGAUAUGUUGACGAUACAAUGUUUGCGGAGGGAAAAAAAUCCAACAGAUGAAUUAUUAACAAUGUGGGGCCAUUAUAAUCAUACAAUAUUGGAAUUGUUUGUUUUGUUAUCCAGAAUGCAGCAUUAUCAAGCGAUGGUACCAUUAAAACCAUUUGUUGAAGCUAAAUUUCAUAAAUUACUGUAUAAUGGAGAGGGUAACCUUCAGAAAGUACUUGGAAAACGACUCAAUAAGAACACUAAAGAUUUAAAGAUAGGCACGCAAAAUUUCAAUCAAGUUAUACCACCAGAACCAAACGUACCAAAAAUUGUUAUCAAACCGAAUUCUAAAGAGGAAUCUCAUAAAAUAUUAAACCAACCAAUGCAAGCUAUGCAAAUUGGAAUUACUCCAAGCAAUUCGAAUAACUUACUUGUUGCUUCUCAGGCAGGAGCAUAUCCUUUACCACAUUCUAUACAAAAUGUUCCAAGUGAUGAAAAGAAUAAUGAUGUAACAAUUCCACGUACAGAAGCAACUCUACCACAUGCUACUUAUAAUGAAUUAUCCGUAGCUACAAAUGAAUGGAAUAAAUACAAUAUAUUAGGGAAAGGUGGUUUCGGAACUGUGUAUAAAGGGACUUGGAAAAAUACAGAUGUAGCUAUUAAAAAGAUAGAGAAAAGGGGACCCGAUUCAGAUGAAAGUUAUAUACUCCAACUUCAGCAAUCGCUUAGAGAAAUAAAGAUUUUGAAUUCUUGUCCACAUGAAAAUAUUUUACCAUUGUAUGCAUACAGUUUAGAUGGCAGAGCACCUUGUCUUGUGUAUCAACUUAUGAAAAAUGGAUCUUUAGAGGAUAGAUUAUUAGUGAAACAAAAGAGCCAACCAUUAACUUGGAUACAGCGUCAUGAAAUUGCUAAAGGAACUGCACGUGGUCUACAAUAUUUGCAUACAAUUGGAGGGAAACCUUUGAUACACGGUGACAUAAAAAGUGCUAAUAUUUUACUCGACAAAAAUUUUGAACCUAGAAUCGGUGACUUUGGCUUAGCAAGAGAGGGUCCCGAGAGAGAUUCCAUGAAAGUAAGUAAAAUUCAUGGUACUAGACCGUAUCUUCCAGAAGAAUUUUUACAUGGCCGAAAAUUAUCUACAAAGGUAGACACUUAUAGUUAUGGUAUUGUUUUGUUUGAAUUGGCUACUGGUUUGUCGGCUUAUGACGAUUCUAGGUUGGAAAAUAAAUUUCUGAAAGACUUCAUUGACAGCUGGGAAGACAGAUAUCUUCCUUUAUUAAUAGAUAACAAAGCAGGUGAGAAAGACAAACAGGUUUAUAAUAAUUUAAUGUUUUUGGGAAAAUGGUGUACUAAUCAUAUGGCACAAAAUAGACCUGAAAUGGAUUAUGUGUUCAAGAAAUUGAAUGACUUAUAAUUUUGAUAUUAUGUUUGAAAUUGUAAUGUAUAUCUUAUUAUAUCGGUACAUAUUUUUCUUAUGCAACAAACUAUUAAUGACUCCUAUGGAAUCUUUCUCUUGUUAAAUCGUAUGGCUUGCACUAGUUUUGUUAUAGCUAUAGAGUUUGUAAAUAUCUUUUUGGUAAGAUAAAGUUUAAGUUGCGCUUUGUAUAAG